Molecule: messenger RNA, 1791 nt
Organism: Symphalangus syndactylus (siamang)
Lineage: Eukaryota; Metazoa; Chordata; Mammalia; Primates; Hylobatidae
Product: putative tripartite motif-containing protein 64B
Molecular function (GO): zinc ion binding; protein binding
Source: RefSeq, a predicted model, not a curated record
CUCUCCUUCAGUGAGGACCCACUGGAUUUGUGGCUGCUGGGCUUUGGAGCACCAGGAGUUACUUCUAAUCUGGAUAUCUACAGAACUUCUAGACUGAGACCAUUCAUAGUAGCCUUAGCCUCACUCUAUUACCCAUGCUGGAUGGACUGCAGUGGUGAGAUCUGGGCUCACUGCAACCUCCGCCUCCUGGGUUCAAGCUAUUCUCCUGCCUCAGACCCCCAAAUAGCUGGGACUACAGAAACAUGGAUUCAGACGCCCUGCGAGUCUUCCAGAAUGAGCUCAUUUGCUGCAUUUGCAUGAGCUACUUCAUAGACCCGGUCACCAUUGACUGUGGGCACAGCUUUUGCAGGCCCUGCCUCUGCCUCUGCUCAGAAGAAGGCAGAGCACCAAUUCACUGCCCUUUGUGCAGACAAAUCUCAGAGAAGCCCAACUUCAACACCAAUGUGGCACUCAAAAAGCUGGCUUCCCUAGCCAGACAGACCAGACCUCAGAACAUCAACAGCUCACACAAUAUCUGUGUGCUCCAUGAGGAGACUAAGGAGCUCUUCUGUGAGGCUGAAAAGAGAUUGCUCUGUGAGCCCUGCUCUGAGUCACCAGAGCACAUGGCUCACAGCCACAGCCCAAUAGGAUGGGCUGCUGAGGAAUGUAGGGAGAAACUUAUAAAGGAAAUGGACUAUUUAUGGAAAAUCAAUCAAGAGACACGAAACAAUCUAAAUCAGGAAACUAGCAAAUUUCAUUCAUUAGAGAACUAUGUGUCAUUAAGGAAGAUGAUAAUCCGUAUUCAAUAUCAAAAGAUGCGUAUAUUUCUCGAAGAGGAGGAACAACUGCAUCUGCAGGCACUGGAAAGAGAAGCAAAAGAGCUUUUCCAACAACUACAAGACAGUCAAGUGAGAAUGACCCAACAUUUGGAAGGGAUGAAAGACAUGUACAGAGAGCUGUGGAAGACAUGCCGCAUGCCUGAUGUGGAGCUGCUCCAGGAUGUGGGAAAUGCAUCAGCAAGGACUGAUUUGGCACAGAUGCAAAAGCCCCAGCCAGUGAACCCAGAGCUCACUUCAUGGCGCAUAACUGGAGUCCUAGACAUGCUCAACAACUUCAGAGUGGAUAAUGCUCUGAGCACGGAAAUGAUUCCUUGCUAUAUAAGCCUUGCUGAGGAUGUGAGAUAUGUGAUAUUUGGAGAUGACCAUCUCAGCGCUCCCGUGGAUCCCCAGGGAGUGGAGAGCUUUGCUGUGUGGGGAGUGCAAGCAUUCACCUCCGGCAGGCAUUACUGGGAGGUGGAUGUAACCCUCUCCUCCAACUGGAUUCUGGGAGUCUGUAGAGAUUUCAGGACUGCAGAUGCCAAUAUCAUCAUUGAUUCUGACGAAACCUUUUUUUUAAUAUCCUCAAAAAGGAGCAAUCACUGUAGUCUCUCCACCAACUCUCCACCUUUAAUUCAGUAUGUGCAAAGGCCUCUGGGUCGGGUUGGGGUGUUUCUGGAUUAUGAUAAUGGAUCUGUGAGUUUUUAUGAUGUUUCUAAAAGUUCUCUUAUCUAUGGUUUUCCACCUUCGUCCUUCUUUUCCCCUCUGAGGCCUUUCUUUUGCUUUGGUUGUACAUGAAAAGUUGGCUUCAUGAUGAUUUAUUGUGACCUCCCAUAUAUGAGGCAAAUAGUGUCCUAAGACCCUAUGUGUGAGAGCCUGUGAGCUCAUUGUAACUUCAUGGAAUGUAAUUACUUUAUGGUUAUAAAUGGGAUAACCACCUUGAAUGUGUACAUUUGUUAAUUCAGUUAUUUUAAUUAAUAAACUAUUGUGGAAUCUU